UUAUUCACACACACCAAUACUACAAGUGACAGCAAGAUCCUAGUUAAGACACAACCAACAUUUGUUCUCUCUCUCUCCUGGUCUCUGCUCAUCAUCUUCUUCCAUUUUUUUGCUGAUUAAAACAGAAAUUUUCAAGCCUAAAGAAAAUUGUGUUAAGAAAAAAAUGGCAAGUGGGGGUGGCUAUGGAGAUGCAAGUCAAAAAAUAGACUAUGUUUUUAAGGUGGUAUUAAUAGGUGAUUCAGCUGUAGGAAAAUCUCAAAUACUGGCUCGUUUUGCUAGGAAUGAGUUUAGUCUUGAUUCUAAGGCUACUAUUGGUGUUGAAUUUCAAACAAGGACACUUGUUAUUCAACAUAAGUCUGUUAAAGCUCAGAUCUGGGACACUGCUGGUCAAGAAAGAUAUAGAGCUGUCACGAGUGCGUACUACAGGGGAGCAGUGGGAGCUCUGCUUGUUUACGACAUAACAAAACGCCAAACUUUUGAUCACAUACCCCGCUGGCUUGAAGAGUUACGUGCGCAUGCUGACAAGAACAUCGUGAUUAUGCUGAUCGGAAACAAAACUGAUCUUGAAGAUCAACGAGCUGUUCCAACUGAGGAUGCUAAAGAAUUCGCGCAGAAAGAAGGAUUAUUCUUCUUAGAGACUUCUGCAAUGGAAGCCAGAAAUGUCGAGGACGCUUUCUUUACUGUUUUGACAGAGAUCUUCAACAUUGUGAACAAGAAGAAUCUUGCUGCAGGUGAUGAUCAAGCAAAUGGUAAUUCUGCAUCUUUAACUGGAAAGAAAAUUCUUGUACCUGGUCCUGCACAGGUUAUCCCAGAAAAGAAAGCUUGUUGUAGAUCUUGAAAUAUUACAAUUUGGGAUUGUUCUUUCAUUUUUUGGGGUGUCAAUUUCUUGGGUUUGUUAGAUUCAAAGUCAUCUCAUAUUGAUUCUUGAGUCUUUUUGGUUAUAUAUUUUUAUUGUUAUUUUUUGUACUGUUAAUGAAAGGAAAUGGUUAUUGUGAGUUAAUGGAAGGGGACAGCAGCAACUUAUUACAUAAGCUGCAACAAGAAUUCUUCAUGCGAGACUUAGGGCUCAUUAAAAAAUGAAGCUUGGCGUUGAAAUUCUUUGAACCAAAUCAGUUUUGUUCCUAUCUCAACGAAAAGAAUUUCUGACUUGCUUGCUCGCUUGAUCACUGGAAUCGAAGCCAACACAAGGAUGGGAGGGCAAACGGAAUACAAUAGAGAACAAAAGCUACACGAUGGAAGCCAAUUGCACCUUCAACAUCUACUGGAUCUCAAAGAGAAAGAUAAAUCUAUUUCAUCUGUAACUACAAGAUAGGACUUUAUAGUUACUGGUUAUAGUGUAUUGGCUUUAACUUUUGUAUAUUGACGCUCUAACGAAUUUCUUACACUAUCAAGUCAUCUAAAAAGUAAUUUUAUGUAA
Molecule: messenger RNA, 1417 nt
Organism: Nicotiana attenuata
Lineage: Eukaryota; Viridiplantae; Streptophyta; Magnoliopsida; Solanales; Solanaceae
Product: ras-related protein Rab11D-like
Exons: 2
Coding region: 164-838 (224 amino acids)
Cellular component (GO): endosome
Molecular function (GO): GTPase activity; GTP binding
Source: RefSeq, a predicted model, not a curated record